This is a messenger RNA of Aspergillus homomorphus CBS 101889, 615 nucleotides long. RefSeq lists its product as uncharacterized. The record is from RefSeq and is a predicted model, not a curated record. The transcript has a single exon. Lineage: Eukaryota; Fungi; Ascomycota; Eurotiomycetes; Eurotiales; Aspergillaceae. The annotation marks the transcript as partial.
CGGUUCUACCGCAUCAUAAGCAAUGACCGCCCACAAGAGCAGCCAGCAGGCGUAUCCGCGGCCGAAUCAGCAGCCGCUCUCAAGCAAAGCCAGAUGCUCCUCGAGAGCACGCGGCAGACGGCGCUGUACACGCUGACACUGUGCCGCAACGUCAUCGCGAUUCUGGAACUCACGCGGCUGCGCAAGUCACGCGUCGGGCUCCUGUACUGGAUCGAGUUCUGGGACCAGUACUACGGACGGCGGUUUGGGCGGGCGCUGGCGGCGCAAAUCACCUACGCGCUGGGUCGGGUGGACGGCUUGUUCCGAGCGGUGGCCAGCGAGCUCCACGCGCUCACACAGCGAGUCGUCGACGCCGUCACGGAGGCGACCACGGAGACGGAGAUCCUGCAGCUGCUCGAGCGCAUGGAGGACGAGGUCGGCGUGCGGCGGAGGCGGCGCCGGAAAAAGGCGCAGUCGAUCCUCAACAAGAUGCGCGCCAGCCUCGAGGCCAUCCCCGUCCGCGUCAACGACGAGCUCCUCGACGACCUGAAGCGCGGUGUCUUCGCCCUCGACAUCUACUGUGACUAUUACCCCGGGGACCCGAUCAAUCAGGAUCCCCCGCCCGAUUGGACCGAC